Messenger RNA from Xylaria bambusicola, 2688 nucleotides. Its product is annotated as fungal-specific transcription factor domain-containing protein. Gene Ontology annotation, biological process: DNA-templated transcription; regulation of DNA-templated transcription. The transcript has 4 exons. Bases 1 to 2688 code for a protein of 895 amino acids. The record is from RefSeq and is a predicted model, not a curated record. Gene Ontology annotation, molecular function: DNA binding; DNA-binding transcription factor activity, RNA polymerase II-specific; zinc ion binding. Lineage: Eukaryota; Fungi; Ascomycota; Sordariomycetes; Xylariales; Xylariaceae.
AUGCCGGGAAUCCUGCCAAUGAAAGUGAUCAAGGUGGGCACCAGCUCACAGAGUCGAAUCGCCCAGGCAUGCGACCGCUGCCGCUCCAAGAAAAUACGUUGUGAUGGGAUCCGCCCGACGUGCUCACAAUGCUCGAAUGUAGGCUUUGAGUGUAAGACUAGCGACAAGCUGAGUCGACGCGCCUUCCCUCGCGGCUAUACUGAGUCCCUAGAGGAAAGAGUACGGCAGUUGGAAACCGAAGUCCGAGAGCUGAAGGACUUGUUAGAUGAGAAGGAUGAAAAGAUUGAUAUGCUCUCCAAAAUGCAUGGUCACCGCACCCCUUCCGCAAGGUCGAGUGCAAGUCCGAAGCCGCCGGCCAAGCCGGAAAGAGACGGUAGUCUGCCAGCGAAACAAGAUGUCUUUCGUGUACAGGCAACACCGCUACUGCUUGGUGUUGAAAAUUCAGAUUCGUAUUUCAUGGGGUCCUCGAGUGGACGGGCUUUCAUCGAAACAUUCAAGCGAAAAAUUCAAGAAAACGGGAAUCCGUGUGGGGAUUUCAACCCAGAAGCAUUCCUUCACAUCCAAGGAUGUUAUCCUUUGGUAACAAAACCUCCCCCACAGUCGUUAAGAGUGCCGCCUCGACUCUUCUCGGAUAGAUGUGUGAAUGUCUACUUUCAGGAAUGGGCGCCGCUUUUCCCGGUGCUCCAUAAACCCACAUUCUUGCAUCUCUACGAUGAUUUUGCUAGCGACUCUGACAAGAUCAAGAACAACCAUAAGCUCGCGCAACUCUACUUGGUAUUCAGCAUCGCCGCCUUGUCGAGCGAAAUGCCGGACCUGGAACAGAUUGCCGCUUGCGAGUUGCAGUGGCAAAAGGCGCUUGACGCUGUCAUGAUGGACAACACGAUGCACACACUUCAGUGUCUAGUGUUGGCUCUCGUAUAUUGCACAAUCCGAGCCGACUACAAGCGUCUUCAACAUUACAAGGCCAUCGCUGUUGGGCUAUCUCACCGGUUAGGCCUGCACCAGAGCCAAAAGCGCUUCUCAUUCGGGGCUCUCACAAUUGAGACACGGAAAAAGGUCUUCUGGACACUUUAUUCUCUCGACUGCUUUUCUGCCGCUAUUCUCGGCCUACCCAAAUUAUUGAAGGAUGAGGAUAUUCAUGCAGAAUAUCCGUCAGAUACAGACGAUGAAUAUGUUACAGAGAAAGGGUUCCAACCUACUCUCCCUGGAGAGCAUACCAGGAUCUCCAGUGCGCUCGCUCUUUUUAGGCUCUCGCGAAUCUUGGCUCACGUUCUGGAAAAGAAUUAUCCUGCUUCCACUUCACACGAGCUUUCACUUCAACAAAUGUCAUUACUUGAUGCAGAGCUCCAGGCAUGGGAUGAGGCCCUUCCGACCCAUCUCAAGCUCAACUUCGUUCAGGAUAAGCCUUCAACAGACGUCACUGGAAGCAGGUCUCCUAUUUUGGCUUUGGCAUAUUACUAUGUCCGUACGCUUAUAUAUCGCCCGGCAGUGGGCUCGAGCUUGGGGGCGAAGGCUGCACCAGCUCUUCUAGCUACUGCUGACUCGAGCAAGCAUAUCAUCCAGAUCAUUCAAUUGCUUGAAGAGAGAAGCAUGUCUUUUUCUUUCUGCCUAAACAAGACCGAUACUCUUGUUCUUUGCGGAGUGACUUUGCUUUAUCAGGGCCUGGAGCUUAAGCAUGAUAGUAAGCUGAUGAAGGAUGUAGAGCGGCUGACUAACGUAGUUUUGAGCACGUUGCAAAAAGCUAGAGCUGCUGGAAUUAAUGACCUGAAGAGAGUAGCAAGGAUGUUGAUCAUGGUCGGUGAACCAUCACCAACGGCAUCGACACAAAAGAGUCCAAGCAUAGCAAUAACAGCGGCAGGCAGAACCUCGCCGCCAGCAACUGCGUUUGCCAAGGGUUCGCCAUACGGCCGGCAUACCGGAGCCGCUAUGAGUGAGACGGACCUGUUAUCGCAACAAGAAAAGUUACGUCGUAUGACGAUGCCAAGCGCAUCAGCUACGCGACCAGAGCUUUACCGCACACCGUCACGGGCUUCAUUUGACCAUAGCAACACGGAUCAAUCAGCAUCACAACGCGAUCACCACUUCUCUAUCUCCCAGAUCCAACAAAGCAUGAUGCGAAUGUCACCGACACAGCGAACCAAGCCCAACAUGGACUAUCUUUCACUUGGCAACAGCACGGCAUCAAACCCUCAACCACUAUCUCCGAAUCAAAACCAAAUGCCACCCUCGCACCCCAUCCCACCUCCUCAUCAACCACAAGCCCCAUUAUACCCGCCUACUCCAUCGAGUAAAGGUGUUUCAGGGGGUGGUAUAUCGCUAAGUGAGUGGGAAGCGCUGCUAGGUGCAAUGGACGGUGGUCAGAUCAACGUCUACGAUGCUAUUUAUGGGGGUCCCGCUCUAUCCCUAGAGACGCCCACCAGUGCAGCUACAAAUUACACGGAGUGGACGCCGGACCCUUGGGAUUUGUCUGGUUUCAACAUUCGAGAUCUAGAUUUGAGCACCAACGCAGGCGGGCCUCAGAGCGUGCUCAGUUUGAGCGAUGAAAGCCUCAGCUCAGGAGAAGACCUCUCGACCGACCUAUAUCUUAGCAUGAAUAGUGACGACUACAAAAGCGGGUUAAUACCUCAUAGAAACAGCCACGACGGGCCAUCUGUAUUGGAUGGUCUCGAUAUGGGUCUUGGGGUGUGA